Molecule: messenger RNA, 1134 nt
Organism: Fraxinus pennsylvanica
Lineage: Eukaryota; Viridiplantae; Streptophyta; Magnoliopsida; Lamiales; Oleaceae
Source: the annotation of a GenBank genome assembly
AUGCUGAAUUUAGUCAAAUCCAAUACGACUUUUAACAUAAUCCAGUUCAUUAGAAAGAUUCAAACAACUUUUGCAGUGUGGGGAUUUUGCCAUUUUACAUCAUCAUCGGACUGGAAUCCUAAAUCCCCAGUCUUUCAUUCAAGUUCGGUAAAGGGGGUUCCUCGAAAAAAUGUGGGUGUCUUUUGGGAUUUGGAUAACAAGCCACCAAAAUCAUUUCCUCCAUAUGAUGCUGCCAUUAGGUUAAAGAAGGCCACAGAAGAAUUUGGGUCCGUUAAAUACAUGAUAGCUUAUGCCAAUCAUCAUGCUUUUCGAUAUGUCCCCCCUACAGUUAGGGCACAGAGGGGGGAGAGUAAAGCACUGAAUGGGCUGGAAAAUAUGGGUAUUGUCAAGCCAGAUGAACCAUAUACAUGUCGAGUUUGUGGGAGAAGAUUUUAUAAUAAUGAGAAGUUUAUUAAUCAUUUCAAGCAAAUUCAUGAACGUGAGCAGAUGAAAAGGGUAAAUCAGAUCGAGUCUGCACGAGGGAAGAGGAGGGUAAACUUGGUGGCAAAGAAUGCCAUGAAGAUGGAGAAGUAUAGAAAUGCUGCUAGGGAUAUUUUGACUCCAAAAGUGGGGUAUGGGUUGAUGGAUGAAUUGAAACGGGCUGGGGUUUGGGUUGGGAAGGUUUCUGACAAGCCACAGGCAGCCGACUCUGCAUUGAGAAAUCAUAUGGUGGAUAUUAUGGACAGAAGAAUGGUUGAGUGUAUUGUUCUGGUGUCGGAUGAUUCAGAUUUUGUAGAGAUUUUGAAGGAAGCGAGAUUAAGGUGUUUGAAGACAGUGGUUGUGGGUGAUAGCAAUGAUGGGGCUCUCAAAAGGACUGCUGAUGCUGCAUUUUCAUGGCAGGAGAUCAUGAUGGGGAAGGCUAAGAAAGAGGCUGUAUCAGUUUUGGGGCGGUGGAAGGACCGUGAUAUUUUGAAAAGAUUGGAAUGGAGUUUUGAUCCAGAAACAGAGGGAGAUUUGUUUCGUCCUGAAGUUUUGAGUGAGGACUCUGAUUUUGAAUGUUUUCUUCCUGGAGAAAGCGAUGCUUCUGUAUCAAAGAGAAGUAAUGGUGCUUGGUGGGAACUGGAGUCCAGUAAUGAAGAUGCAGAAAAGCCUUGA